CGCAACACUCGAUUGUUGUCGUCUGAACACUUCAAACUACUUGACCUGACCCCUCUAACCUGUUUUAGGACACAGAUGCUCGCUGUUACCCCAGUCGCCUCCCCAUCGCUUGAAUCCCGCCCACUCGGCACCUGGGUUUGCAGAGCUGCACCGAGUCUUCGCUAUUCCUCUUCCCACCGUCGACCGAUACAGACAGGCACUGGAGACAUUCCGUACAAGACGCUAUCAAGUGUGUGAUUUUUGAUCGUUUCUAACCUAAAGCGACAAGAGCGUGUCAUGUCGAGAGUUUGUGCAUUUGACAGACAAAAUAAGGAGUUUUAAAUAGCGAAAGCAAAAGGGCGUUUUGCGUGUUCCAUCCCCUGUCUUCUGUCCGAUCCCGUUUUGUCGCUGCGUGCGCUUGAAUGCCAGUUUCCCAUCCAGAAUUGUCUUCAGUGAAUGAAGAUAAAUUGCAACCCCGCUGCUUCGCAAAGCAUACAGUACGUGCUGGAGUUUGAACCUGCAGUUCUGAAUUCUUGGAGGUGUAGCUUUUUGUCUGGACUGAAUCAAAUCCGUCGGAACACACCGAGGUGGACAGUGGGAGUCGCGGAGACUGGAAAUUAAUUUUGCUCCCUCACAUCACCGUAACGCAUGGUGGGAAUUUCUGCCUCUUUUCAGUAUCGCACUGAGAAGCUCUCCACCAUGCCCGACUCACCUGCGGACGUCAAAGCACAGUCCAGGUUGACCCCGCCCGCCAUGCCCCCCCCACCCACCACGCAGGGAGCGCCCAGGACCAGCUCCUACACACCCACCACAUUAACCAAUGGCAGCAGCCACUCCCCGACGGCGCUGAACGGCACCCCCUCGCCUCCCAACGGCUACAGCAACGGCCCCUCCUCCUCCUCGUCCUCCUCGCUGGCCAAUCAGCAGCUGCCGCCAGCGUGCGGCGCCCGCCAGCUCAGCAAGCUGAAGCGCUUCCUCACCACGCUACAGCAGUUCGGAAACGACAUCUCGCCCGAGAUCGGAGAGCGCGUCCGCACUCUGGUCCUCGGACUGGUGAAUUCCACGUUAACCAUUGAGGAGUUCCACUCCAAACUGCAAGAAGCCACCAACUUCCCCCUGCGUCCUUUCGUCAUCCCAUUUCUAAAGGCCAACCUGCCGCUACUGCAGCGGGAGCUCCUCCACUGCGCCCGGCUGGCCAAGCAGAACCCGGCCCAGUAUCUGGCCCAGCACGAGCAGCUCCUCCUGGACACCAGCACCUCCUCGCCUGUGGACUCCUCCGAGCUCAUGCUGGACGUCAACGACAACGGCAAGAGGAGGACGCCCGACAGAACCAAAGAGAACGGAUUUGGGCCUGAGCGGGACUCCCUCCACGCGGAGCACCCCAACAAGAGGCCCUGCACCAUCAGCCCGGGCCAGCGCUUCAGCCCGUCCAACGGCCUCUCCUCCUACCAGCCCAACGGGGGUCUGGCCCACCCCACGCCCCCGCCCCCGCACCCGCCGCCCCACCCGCCGCAGCACUACCGCCUGGACGACAUGGCCAUCGCCCACCACUACCGCGACUCGCCCUACCGCCACCCGCCCAACCACAACCACAACCACCGCGGCGGCGGCGGCGGCGGCGGCGGGGAGCUGAGGGAGAGGCCCCGGCCGCUGGGAAUGCAUGGGGGAAGUCGACAGGAAGAGGUCAUUGACCACAGACUCACAGAGAGGGAGUGGGCGGAGGAAUGGAAACACCUUGACCAUGUAAGAAAACGCCUUGCCCCUCCACAGUUGCUCAACUGCAUCAUGGACAUGGUGGAGAAGACUCGCCGCUCGCUCACCGUGCUGCGCCGCUGCCAGGAGGCCGACCGCGAGGAGCUCAACUAUUGGAUCAGGCGCUACAGCGACGCCGAGGACCUGAAGAAGGGCACCGGCAGCAGCCAAUCGCGGCAGCAGAGCCCGGCGGGACAGGAGACCGCCACGCCAGAGAUUCACAGGGAGCUCAUGCACAGGCCCGUGUCUGGUUAUGUUCCGGAAGAGAUCUGGAAGAAAGCCGAAGAGGCUGUGAACGAGGUGAAGAGGCAGGCCAUGUCGGAGCUCCAGAAGGCUGUGGCGGAGGCCGAGCGCAAGGCCCACGACAUGAUCAGCACCGAGCGCGCCAAGAUGGAGCGCACCGUGGCCGAGGCCAAGAGACAGGCGGCCGAAGACGCGCUCACGGUCAUCAACCAGCAGGAGGACUCCAGCGAGAGCUGUUGGAACUGUGGGCGCAAGGCGAGCGAGACUUGCAGCGGCUGCAACACAGCUCGCUACUGCGGCUCCUUCUGCCAGCACAAGGACUGGGAAAAGCACCACCACGUGUGUGGCCAAACCCUCCAGGCCCAGCAGCAGCAACAAGGAGGAGGGGGCGUCCCGGGGCCCGAGACCCCCGCCCCGGUCAGCUCCUCCUCUGCCACCCCGAGCAGCGGGGCCGGUAGCCCGGCCGCAACCCCGCCUGCCAACGCCACCCCUCGCUCCGCUACCCCAGGCACCCCCUCCACCACCCUCGAAACGGCGGCGCGCUAAUGAUGGCAGACGCUCAACCCCCGCACCCCUCCCCCCCUCCCCCCCACUUAUACUCCAUUGUCCCUAACUCUUCCCACCUGCCCUAACCCCCAACAUGACUGUCUCACUUGCCUCACUUACUCAAAGAUGCUAAUGCUAAAGCGAAUGUGCUAACAAAGAGAGAUGGCGACGAUCUAUCUAUCUUGGACGGAGUAGUGACCACAAAGCAGUAAGAGCUCCAUAUCGGGUCAUAUUGACUUGCCAUGAUUUCAAGAACGCAAAGAUAUUCUUUGUUUUUUAAUUAUUAGAUGUCCUUCAACCUUUACUAUCGCUAUUAUUGUUGUCUACGUUGUCGUUGUUGUUGAUGUCAUUGUUGCUUAUCUUCCGUUUCCUGUAAAUAUGAACGUAAAGAGACUGAGCAGAAACAGUGGUUAACUCCAGACAAGUAUAUCUGACCUCCCCUUUGCUUUUCUUUUUCUAACAAAUUGCUUCUAUUUCCUUUACCUGGGAUAUGAAACGAGUUGACCUCACAAAAGACACUUUACCAAACAACAUACCAAGGGAUUACUACAUGACUUAGCUGUAGCUGUGUAGAGCUAAAGACCACCAAUCCUCUGCUAAAGGAAAUCAGCAGACCCACGUGUCCUGGAGGGCGGAGAGACGGGCCGACUGGACAGAAGAGGAGCAGACACACACUUUGGCCAGCAGGAUGGACGCUGAAUCUCUGGGUUGCAAACUGGGCUUCUCAGACAUCUACAAGAACAGGGCAGAUGUGCACCAGAUUGUGAAGAACCCCAGCUGUUCAUCCUGUGCCCCCCCCCCCCCUGAUAGCCUCCCCUUCCCACUACCCCCUCCCCCUGACUUUUAAUAAUAUCCAGGUCAAUGGGCUGUGAAACACAAAGCUGUCGCACUGAAGGAUGGCAAAGGCAAAGGGAAUAGCAAUCUCGGAUGUGACAUAAAUAUUUACCUUACAUGUGGAGGGGGUACUGUAGUCUAGAGAAUCUUUGGGCGAUGUCAUCGAAUAAAGGAACAGCUUUCAAGAAAGGAAGUCAUCAGCCUACCCGUGUGCAAACUGUCAGAACCUCACGAUGACAGCCACUGGCAACCAAGGGCUGACACACCACAACACCAUGACAUGUCACAGUGUCUUUCUCCCAAGACUCUGGACAGUCUAGACCUUCGUACCCAACUCUAAGCCCGCCAAUAUUGCUCUAUACUAUUAUGUUUUCCUCCUUGUAGAUCUCCCAGUGUUUAACAUUUCUGUCCUGUGGCGUCACCGAUGGUUAUUUAUUGUAUAUGUGUUGGACGCUUGUGGAAAUACAUAGUACUUUAAACAGUCACAACUUUUUGGUCCUCAUAUCCCUCUUCUAGCCAGUACAAAAAGAGAAAAAAAAAAUGAAACGUAACUUUUCGGAGCUGCUUUUCUAUUUAUGUGUGUAAAUGGUAGUUCCCUAGUAGUUCUUUGAGAAGGAAAGAUGCAUUUUAUUUUUUAUCUGUUAGAUUUUUCAUUUUUUAUUGGUCGUAAUUUUUUUGUCCUCAAGAAAAGACACGCUAUAUCUCAGAGCUGCUACCACAGUCUGAACCAGAUUUUUUUCUGAGAACUAGCAUGUUACAUGGAAUGCUAACCUUUUAAUGUUUUUGUACAAGGGACGUACAUAAAUGUAUUUGCACUGUCACAAAGGUUAUUUCAGCAUGCUUCUUUUGUCAAAACUUGUUUUUCAGGUAUAGUGCCAUGCUUCACCAAUUUUUGUAUGUAAUGCUAGCGUACCCGUUCCGUGCAUUUAUUAUUAUUUUGUAAAGCUGGAAACGUGUAAACACAACCCACUUAUUGUUAAUAAUUCGUUUUUGUUGUUUUUUUCCUGACCAAGAUGUCAUAACUUUUACUUUAAAUAGUUACAGGCAGUGCAUGCACAUGACUGAACAUUUGUUCAAGUAUUUGUUGUUAUUUUUCACAAAAAAAUGAAGAAAAAACUCUUUAAAAAAAUCUCUACAAAACUAACUAUCCAAAUGCAAAGGUGUAGAUUCAGAUUGACAGCUUUAACAAUGCAGAGCACCAGGUAACACACAGUAUUAACACGAGUUAAAAAAUGUGGACGACAGCCAAAGACUGACACCAAGGACCAAACCCUGACUCAAGAUAUAACAAAAAUAGGUUUCUUCACCUAACUGUAUGGUUGUUUAUUUUUUUGCUGUAUUUUUCCAAGCUUUCAUGAGUUGGAGUAGUGGAUGGCGGUUUCAGUUUCAAACUUUAACCCUUUCCUGUUCAGAAGCAUGACCAGCCCUUGCUCAGCUUGUGUGGGCAAACUAAGAAUUGUGUUUUACAGCAUUAGAGAUCAUGUCUUAUAGUGGAACAGGAGCAAUAAUACCAAGGGUGUCACAUGACAACCGCUGUAUCCACAACAACGGAUCACUUGUUGUAUUUGUGAGGUCUCCUCCCACCUCUUAUGUUAGUGUGCUUUUUCCCUCAUUACACAAAUAUCAGACUUUGCCUCACAUCAGCUUUAAGCAGUUGGGGAGUCAUGAACCCUCAAAAGACAAGAGAGUUGCCGGACUUUUCAAAAGUAAUUUAAACUCCUGGUUUUCUAUUCUCAGUGCACGUCGGCAGUUAGAUUCCAUACAGAUAACAACGUCAUCAUAUCUGA
Messenger RNA from Osmerus eperlanus (European smelt), 5141 nucleotides. RefSeq names its product RUNX1 partner transcriptional co-repressor 1 (gene runx1t1). Bases 628 to 2520 code for a protein of 630 amino acids. NCBI's taxonomy places the organism in Eukaryota, Metazoa, Chordata, Actinopteri, Osmeriformes, Osmeridae. The transcript has 11 exons. Gene Ontology annotation, molecular function: transcription corepressor activity. The record is from RefSeq and is a predicted model, not a curated record. Gene Ontology annotation, cellular component: nucleus. Gene Ontology annotation, biological process: negative regulation of DNA-templated transcription; DNA-templated transcription.